GCCGAGCCGAGGAAGGAGAUCGCGGGCCCAGGGCUCGCUGCAGGGCCGGGCAGGGGAGACAGAGAAGGGGGCUUGGGCCCCAGCCCCGGCCCGGACAUGGGGUCAGAGAACCCCGCGGCCCGUGGGCUCAGCCGCCGCCUCGGUUCGCUGCUGCCGCCGCCGCUGCUGCUGCUGCUGCUGCUGCUGCUUCCAGCACCCGGGAGCUCAUCCAGGGGGACGCCUAGCCCUGGGGAGAUCGCGGGGGUCCCUCAGGUGGCUGGGCUCUGCGGGAGGCUGACCCUACACAGAGACCUGCGCACAGGCCGCUGGGAACCUGACCCUCAGCGCUCACGCCGCUGCCUCCGAGACCCGCAGCACGUGCUGUCCUAUUGCAGACAGGUGUACCCCGACCUCCAGAUCGGCCGCGUGGAGGAGGCCUCACGACCCAUUCCUAUGGAGCGCUGGUGUGGGGGUGCCCGCGGGACCAGAUGUCCCCACCACGUGGUGAUCCCCUAUCACUGCCUUCCAGGUGAGUUUGUGAGCGAGGCACUUCUGGUUCCGGAGGGAUGCAAGUUCCUGCACCAGGAGAGGAUGGAUGAGUGUGAGGGCUCAGCCUACAGGCACCGCCAAGCCCAAGAGGCUUGCGGCUCUGAGGGCCUCAUUCUUCAUGGCUCUGGGAUGCUCCUCCCAUGUGGAACAGAUCGAUUUCGAGGUGUAGAAUAUGUCUGCUGCCCUGCUACAGGCACCUCCAUACCUCCCCAGACCCCUUAUAGUGAUACUCCCACCCAGCCCCAAUCCCCGGGGGGAGAUGAGGAAGAGGAAGAGGAGCCAUUUCCCCAAACGGUAGAUGACUAUUUUGUGGAGCCCCCAGGGGAGGAUGAGGAAGAAGAGGAGGGUGAGGCCAGAAGACUCCAGCAGCCCAGCACCCAACCCCCUUCCAGGGCCAGCAAAGGGAGCCCAACCGCCCGGCCUACUGACGGUGUGGAUGUGUACUUUGGAAUGCCGGGUGAGGGUGGUGAGCACGCAGGCUUCCUAAGAGCAAAAAUGGAUCUGGAGGAAAGACGCAUGAGGCAGAUUAAUGAGGUCAUGAGAGAAUGGGCUGAGGCUGACAAUCAAGCCAGGAACCUACCUAAGGCUGACAGGCAAGCUCUGAAUGAGCAUUUUCAGUCAAUCCUACAGACAUUAGAGGAGCAGGUGUCUGGGGAGCGCCAGCGACUGGUGGAGACCCACGCUGCCCGAGUCAUUGCACUCAUCAAUGACCAGCGUCGAGCAGCCUUGGAGGGCUUCCUCGCCGCUCUUCAGGAGGAUGAGCCCCAGGCAGAACGGGUGCUCCAGGCCCUGAAACGGUACCUGAGGGCUGAGCAGAAGGAACAAAGACAUACCAUACGCCAUUACCAACAUGUGUCUGCCGUAGACCCUGAGAAAGCUGAGCAGAUGCACUUCCAGGUUCAGACCCAUCUCCAGGUGAUCGAGGAACGCAUGAAUCAAAGCCUGGGACUGCUUGAGCAGAACCCACACCUGGCCCGGGAACUUCAACCCCAAAUCCAAGAGCUGCUCCGGGCUGAGCAUCUUGGUCCUGGAGAGCUGGAGGCACCUCCCCCAGGGGGCAGCAGUGAGGAUGGGGGUGGCCCCCCACCACCUGCUGCAGAAGAAGACCUGGGUGCAACGAUGCCUCUUAAAGGGUCCACAGAAGGGGAUGGAGCUGAGCGACUCCAGGAGCAUAAGGUGAAUGUCUCCAUCCCUCGAGGUCUCCCAUUCCGCUCUCCUGAGAUCCAGAGAGAUGAGCUGGAGCCAGGAAUGGGUUCGGGGACAGGCGUGGCCCGUGGGGCUGUGGCAGGGCUCCUGGUGGUGGCCGUGGUUGUAGCGGCUGUCGUUGUCCUGUCUCUGCUGGUGGCCCGGAGGAGGCGGCCCUAUGGGGCUAUCAGCCACGGGGUCGUGGAGGUGGACCCAAUGCUGAGCCUGGAGGAGCAGCAGCUCCGAGAGCUGCAGAGACACGGGUACGAGAACCCAACCUAUCGGUUCCUGGAGGAGCGACCCUGAGUGACCAGACCCUAUCCCCAACCCAUGAGUCCCCAAACCCUAACUCUGGGGGAACCCCAAACCCCCAAUCUUUGACCCAGAAGGAUCCCCAAGCCCCCAAUUCCUGCCUUUGAGGGACCCUUAAACCCCAAACCUCUGACCCUUGGGGCCCUGAAACUCCUGCUCUCUGACCUUAGAGGCCCCCUAAGCCCAUGGCUACCCCAUCUCCUCCCCUAAUUUAUUUUCUAAGUUAAUUGGGUGCAGAAAAGCUGCCCCACUCCACCCCAGGGCUCCCACUCUGUCUCCUAUCUUGUGACCCAGUGAAACUAAUGAUUCAAUAAACCUUUCCUGUCCAACA
Phascolarctos cinereus (koala) is the source of this 2356-nucleotide messenger RNA. It is a transcript of the gene APLP1, whose product is annotated as amyloid beta precursor like protein 1. The record is from RefSeq and is a predicted model, not a curated record. Gene Ontology annotation, molecular function: alpha-2B adrenergic receptor binding; heparin binding; alpha-2C adrenergic receptor binding. Gene Ontology annotation, biological process: axonogenesis; central nervous system development. Gene Ontology annotation, cellular component: Golgi apparatus; plasma membrane. Lineage: Eukaryota; Metazoa; Chordata; Mammalia; Diprotodontia; Phascolarctidae.